AUGAAGGUCCAGCAUGAGGCUAAAUGUGUUGUGGUGGCUGGGCGGCGCGUAGCGCUAAUGACUGUUCUACGCCAGCGCUGGAGGCCUUCGCCGGCUUUGUCGAGGCAUAUGGCACUCGCCACAGCCAUGAGGAUUCGCCUCCAUCAGUGUCUCACUGUGAUUCUAGGUUACGGCCCGGACUGUCUACUGUCUGCCGUUACACACGAGCGCUUCAGACACUCGCCUAACGCCCGUCUUCCAUCCCAGCAUGCAUUGCACCGAGGCCAUAGGUCCAGCUCCAGCGAUCCUCGGCGUGAGAGCAUUAAGAAGAGACAGACAGAGGCUCGGUGCUGGGAUAACCCUCUCUCCUCCGCUGGCCUCCGAGCGAAGCCGCUCAGAGCUCUACCCAAAUGGCCAAAUGGUUGUAGUUCCAACCCUGCACGUAGGCGGCCUGGAGGUAAGAGCCGCUCUCUUCAUGACCCCGGGACAACUGAGGAGUUCGGUGUUUCCCCAGUUCACCGCGGCUGGCAGUGUUACCCUUCCUGCGGUCGAAACAUAAAGAAAAGCAAAAGGUUGAUUUUCGGAGCAUGGAACAUUCGAACACUCAUGGACAGGAAAACUUUAACAAGACCUGAGAGGAGAACAGCCCUCAUUGCAAAAGAACUAUCACGCUACAGCAUCGAUAUCGCCGCACUCAGUGAAACUAGGCUGGCAGAUGAGGGAUCUGUUGCUGAGCCUAAGGGCGGCUACACUUUCUUCUGGAAAGGCAAAGCCCAAGAGGAAGAAAGAAUUCAUGGUAUAGGUUUAGCCAUAAAGUCAUCGCUCCUCAAGCAGUUACCAGACCUCCCUUCUGCCAUCAGUGAACGACUGAUGAGACUCCGCUUCCCACUUAGUGCCUCACGGCAUGUCACGGUCAUAAGUGCUUAUGCUCCAACACUGACCAGCAGUGCUGAAGCGAAAGAGACCUUCUACGAGGAUCUGAAUAACCUCGUGAAGGCUGUACCCCCUGGAGAUACGCUCCUACUGCUGGGCGACUUUAACGCUAGAGUCGGCACCGAUUACUUGAACUGGAAAGAUGUGCUGGGACCACAUGGUGUAGGCAAUAUGAAUUCCAAUGGCCUGCUGCUCCUGAGCCUCUGUGCAGAUAAUAACUUGACAAUCACCAACACCCUGUUUCGGCAAGCUGACAAGUACAAAUCAACUUGGAUGCAUCCGAGGUCCAAGCAAUGGCACUUGAUCGACUAUGUUAUCUGCCGCAAACGUGAUGCUAGAGACUUCAGGAUCACUAGGGCCAUGCGAGGGGCAGAAUGCUGGACAGAUCACCGUUUGGUCAGGUCAGUUGUCAAGCUUUGCAUAGCUCCUACACAUUGGAGGAAGCCCAAGCUUGUUCGGCCAUCCUUUAACAUUGCCAAGCUCAACUAUCUAAGGCACCGAGACCACUUUGCGAACAGCCUCGAUGACAAGCUGACCUCUCAUGGACCACUCACUGGGAGCCCGACUCAAAAAUGGGACCAGUUCAGCACAAUGGUGAAAGAGACAGCCCAGUCAAUACUCGGCCAAAAAAAGAGAGUGCACCAGGACUGGUUUGAUGAGAACGACGAAGCCAUCACCCAGCUCCUGGCUGAGAAGCAGAAGGCAUUCAUAAUCUGGCAGAAUGAUAUCUCCUCCACCUCGAAGCGUGACCACCUCAAACAUCUUCAGUCUCGUGCCAAAACCGCCCUACGCCACAUGCAGGACGAGUGGUGGAAGCGGAAAGCAGACGAAGUCCAGCUGUAUGCUGACACUAAGAACUCGAGGAUGCUCUUCAGCACCAUCAAGGCAGUAUAUGGACCACCUCGACCAAACACCGCCCCUCUUCUGUCAACGAAUGGCACGCUGCUGAAAGAGAAGAAGGCUAUAAAUGAAAGAUGGAGGGAACACUUCAGCACCCUUCUCAACAGACCCUCCACUGUCAGCAACGAAGCCCUGGACCAGAUCCCUCAGAGACCCACACUAGACAACCUCGACCUCCUCCCUAGUCUGAAAGAGAUCCAGAAAGCCAUCAAGCAGACUAGUUUAGGAAAAGCCCCUGGCCAGGAUGGGAUCCCUGCAGAAAUCUAUAAGACUGCGGGGCCAGUGGCUCUGGACGCCUUCCGCAACCUCCUCUGUAGCAUAUGGGAGGAAGAGGACAUGCCCCAGGAGUUCAGAAAUGCCAAAAUUGUCUCCCUUCACAAAAACAAAGGUAGUAAAUCUGACUGUGGCAACUACAGAGGCAUAUCUCUCCUGUCUACUGCUGGCAAGAUUUUGGCACGUGUCAUCCUUAAUCGCCUGAUCUCCAAUAUCUCUGAGGUGAAUCUACCAGAAUCCCAGUGUGGUUUCCGUCCAGGCCGAAGCACAACUGACAUGAUCUUUGUAGUUCGUCAGCUUCAAGAGAAGUGCAGAGAACAAAAUCUGGACCUGUAUGCAGUCUUCAUCGACCUGACCAAGGCGUUUGAUACUGUCAACAGAGAGGCCCUGUGGAAAGUUCUUUAUAAACUUGGCUGUCCCAGAAAGUUCGUGACCUUGAUCCGCCUGUUUCAUGACAACAUGACUGGCCUGGUCCUUUCUGGAGGAGAAGUGUCUGAGCCCUUUGCGAUCGCCAAUGGUGUGAAGCAAGGGUGUGUUCUAGCCCCAGUGCUUUUCAAUCUCUUCUUUGCCUGUGUUCUUAACCAGGCUCUCGGAGACAUAGAAGAUGGAGUAUACAUCAGGUAUAGGCUGGACGGGUCUCUCUUCGACCUCCGUCGUCUAAGUGCAAAAACCAAGACAGUCGAGAAAUUGAUCUUGGAAGCACUAUUCGCUGAUGACUGUGCCCUUAUGGCACACACGGAAUCUGCCCUCCAACUCAUUGUCAACAAGUUUGCUGAGGCAUCCCACUUGUUCGGCCUUACCAUCAGCCUCGGGAAAACAGAAGUGUUAUUCCAGCCCAGCCCUUCCUCAACAGACUUAACAGCCUGCCGUCCAUCCAUCUCCAUCAAGGGAACAGAGCUGAAGACUGUGGAGGAAUUCAGGUACCUCGGCAGUGUCAUCUCCAGUGAUGGCUCCCUUGACAAAGAGAUCAAUGCCAGGAUCUGCAAGGCAAGCCAAGCCCUGGGUAGACUGCGAGUGCGCGUGUUGAAUCAACACAACAUCCGGCAGUCCACCAAACUCAAGCUCUACAAGUCAGUUGUUCUCACCAGCCUCCUCUACGGAUGUGAGACUUGGACCUUGUACAGAAGGCACCUUAAACUGCUGGAGCACUUUCACAUGCGGAGCUUGCGCUCAAUCAUGGGCAUUAAAUGGCAGGACAGGAUCGCAAAUCUUGAGGUCCUAGACCGUGCAGAGACCACCAGCAUUGAAGCUAUGAUCCUGAAGGCCCAACUCAGAUGGACGGGGCAUGUCAUCCGGAUGGACAGUAACAGAAUCCCAAAGCAACUCCUCUUUGGUGAGCUCUGUAAAGGAAAGAGAAAGCGAGGCAGGCCGUUGAAACGCUUUAAGGACUGCAUCAAGGCCAGCAUUGCCCACACUGGAAUUAGCCCCCAAGCAGCAGAGAUAUUUGAGGACAAACGACGUGCCAGCAUCUCUGAGGCACGUGCAAAAAAGAAAGCAGUAGCACUGAAAUCUCCAGGCCAGUUUCCCUGCCCCCAAUGCGGACGUCUUUGUCGUUCCCGCCUUGGACUUUAUAGCCACCUUCGAGCCCACCCCUGCACAUAG
Messenger RNA from Trichomycterus rosablanca, 3687 nucleotides. RefSeq lists its product as uncharacterized. The record is from RefSeq and is a predicted model, not a curated record. Lineage: Eukaryota; Metazoa; Chordata; Actinopteri; Siluriformes; Trichomycteridae. The coding region runs from base 1 to 3687 and encodes 1228 amino acids. The transcript has 4 exons. Gene Ontology annotation, molecular function: catalytic activity.